Messenger RNA from Synchiropus splendidus (mandarinfish), 1848 nucleotides. RefSeq names its product src kinase associated phosphoprotein 1 (gene skap1). Gene Ontology annotation, molecular function: protein binding. Lineage: Eukaryota; Metazoa; Chordata; Actinopteri; Syngnathiformes; Callionymidae. Bases 99 to 1073 code for a protein of 324 amino acids. The record is from RefSeq and is a predicted model, not a curated record. The transcript is spliced from 12 exons. Gene Ontology annotation, cellular component: cytoplasm; plasma membrane.
GCACAAAGCAUUUCACUGUGACGACUCGUGGAAAUCAUCGUGCUUUGCUCUGUUUCGAACUAAGCAAAAAUAUCCACAAGGUCCAUUGAAAGUCAGGAAUGGGAACAACUCCUAAUGACAUCAGACUGCUUUUGAACGACUGUGAGUAUUUUAUCGCAGAUAUUCUCCAAGAUGAACAGCUUAGUGAAAUUGCAGAAGAUGCUCAGAAAAAACUGCUGAAUAACUUCAGAUUGGUGCGUGAAAGAUUUCCCCUUGAUUUUUCCAUCCAAUCCGGUCCGAAGGAUGACGAAGGUUCUGAUGAUAACCGAAGCUCCAGUUUGGGUCGCUCAGCCCCAUCAGACACGUCAGAAAACCAGGAUGACUGGAUACCUGAUUAUGUGGAGGACAUCCCAAUGGUGGCUGUUCAUGAACUCAACAAUGUCAUAAAGCAGAGCUAUUUGGAGAAGAGAAGGAAAGACCACAGCUUCUUCAGCUCAGAGUGGCAGAAAAGAUGGUGUGUCCUGAACAAUUCCGUCUUCUACUACUUCAGCAGUGAGAAAGAUAAGCAGCAGAAAGGAUGUUUUGACAUCAGAGACUAUGAUGUUCAGCUGGUGACAAACCUGAGAAAAGACUCAAAAAGAAAUUCCUGCUUUGAGCUUUCUGCUCCGGGGCGGCAAGUGUACCAGUUCACGGCCACCAGCCCACAGGAAGCCAGAGACUGGGUCACCCAGAUUAAAUUUGUCCUUCAAGAUCUCAGCUCCAGCUUCAUUCCCGUUGAUGAUGAUGAGAGCGAGGAGCUGGAGGAAGACUAUGAUGACAUUGAGGAGGAUAUCUACGAGUCAAUGCCAGAGGAUUUUCCGGCUGCAGCAGCAGAGGAGAGCAGUGAGGUGGCAGUCACGCCAGAUUAUGCCAGCUACUACCAGUGUUUGUGGGACUGCCAGGCGGACGAGCUGGACGAGCUGGCCUUCAGCAGAGGAGACCUCAUCCGCAUCAUUAGCAAGGAGUUGAACUACCACGGCUGGUGGGUUGGAGAGCUCAAUGGCAAAGUGGGAAUCGUCCCCAAGGAUUUCUUGCAGCCGGCCUUCAUCCUGUGACAUCAUGGGCUCGUCACUUGUGGACCGACGUGUCUCAACAACAAUUUGAGAGAAAAAGAUUGUUUUCCUCAAAUUAAAACAUUAAUUUAGCUGCAUUGUUCAUGAGUUUGGGAUUGUGAGAAAUGAAUUAAAGGGGCGCUAGGAUGCUUUUCUAUAUUUGUAGAGUAAUCUACAGUAAUAUGGUUACCAUCCCAGUGCGUUUUUUGCGAAUUUAGUAAAUUUGGCCAAAAGAGAAAAUGCAACUUUUUGCCUGUUUGCAUCUGGUAUUGUUUUACGAUCAUUGAGAGGAGAGUGCGCCAUGAGAUGAUGUCAUCAGAGAGCGUCUGCCUGCCACAAAACAAAUGACAGACUUUGCUGUUUCCCAUCUAGAAUAGCAUUUAUCUACACCAGCAAGGAGCCUCACAUUUUGCCAGCUGAUCAUUUUCCAUGCCGGUUUCAAAAAAAGUGCGUGGCGUCCACACAGAUCCGCUGUUUACCAGACGAAGCCUUCAUGACUAGUCAGAGAGAUGAGUGUCCCGGGACGGCAGCUCUGAGCAGCGCUGUGGUCACAUGCUUCAUGCACACACACAGCGAGCUUGAAUUCAAAUUCUACUUGUUCAUGUUUGAUUGUGGUUUGAGAAAAUAAACGGAAUAUGAAACUUCUGUUUGUGACUGGCUUCGUCUGAAGCGCGCCACAAUUGUUCAGUGGGAGCUUUUGUGUUACUGUUGUCAUUAACCUGAAGAGUUGCAGCAGAAUGUACACUAAUGUGCAGUGCGGCAGUAUUGCAGUGAAGUG